AUGGCACCCAAUCCUGACCAGGCCGUUGGAGGGUCUACCAUACCGUAUAAAAGAACCGCUGUCGAGGCAAUGCUCGAUAAGGAGGCCAUGGCAAAUACUGAAUACACCGUUGGAUGGAUUGCUGCCUUGCCCCAUGAAAGGGCCGCGGCUGAGGCCAUGCUUGACAAAGAACAUGAGCCACCACAGCACAAACACAAAAAUGAUGACAAUAUCUACAACCUGGGAUCUAUUAACGGCCCAAACGGCCACCAACACAAUGUGGUUAUCACUAGUCUUCCAUCCGGUCGAUACGGGACAACUCCGGCCGCGACAGCUGCUACGCAUUUGCUCUCUAGUUUUCCGUCAAUUAAAUUCGGACUAAUCGUUGGUAUCGGCGGUGGGAUCCCAAACGAUGACAACGACAUCCGGCUAGGCGAUGUUGUGGUAAGCAGGCCGGAAGGAACCUUUGGAGGUGUUAGACAAUAUGAUUGUGGUAAAACAACCUCUCGUGGCUUCGAAGAGCGUGGCUCGCUAAACUCUCCACCUCGGGUUCUGCUCAACGCCGUGAGCGCUGUUGAGAGCAAGUAUGAAAAAAGAGGGAGUGCAAUACCCAGCAUACUGCAGAUUAUGUACGAGAAUUAUCCGUUGAUGUUCACACCUCGAACAGGGCCUGGUUAUGUCUACCAAGGUGUAAAAAAUGAUCAUCUAUUCCACCCAGAUUAUGGACAUUUAAGCACCAAGAAAGACUGCAGUGUGUGUGACAAGGCGAAGGAGGUGUUACGCCCAGAACGAUCCGAUUUUGACCCUUAUAUCCAUUACGGUACCAUCGCUUCUGGCAACAAAGUCAUCAAGGAUGCAAGAAAACGGGAUUUGAUGUCAAAAGAAUGUCUCUGCUUCGAAACGGAAGCUGCUGGGUUGAUGAAUGAUUUCCCGUGUCUUGUCAUACGCGGAAUCUGCGACUACUGCGAUACCCAUAAGAACGAUCAGUGGCAAAGGUAUGCUGCUGCUACAGCAGCCGCAUAUGCAAAGGAACUUCUCCAGGUCACAGACGUGGUAGAUAUCAGAAGCACACCAGAUGCGCGAAGGGUUAUGCAUGAGUACCACGAAGAAUGGAAACGCCAUGAGAUUCUCAACUGGAUCAGUCCAAUUGACUACGGUCCUCAAUAUAGCGAUAUCCUCAAGCAGCGUCAUGAUGAUACAGGGCAAUGGCUACUGGAUUCGUCACACUACCAGACCUGGAUAAGACGCAAAAAUCAGACCCUGUUCUGUCCUGGAAUCCCCGGGGCUGGAAAAACUGUUUUCUCCGCGAUUGUUAUCAACGACCUAAAUGCCAGGUUUCAAAAUGAUUGCAAUGUCUGUGUUGCAUACAUAUUUUGCAACUUUCAACGGCAUCAUGAACAGACGCUGGAGCAAAUUCUCUCGAGUCUUCUGAAGCAACUAGUGCAACGACAGACCUCUAUUCCCAAUAGUAUAAAAGAUUUUUAUGCUGCGCACAAGGUUGGGAGGACAAAACCCAUAUUGAGCGAGAUUACAGCCUUGCUACAAAAAAUUGCUGCCAUUUAUUCAAAAGUUUUCAUUGUUGUUGAUGCUCUUGAUGAGUGUCAAACGACCUCGGGAUGCCGAAAGAGACUCUUAUGGGAGAUCUUCAACCUCCAAGCCACAACUGGGGUGAAUCUUUUUGCGACUUCGCGUUUCAUACAGGAUAUCGAAAAGGAGUUUAGUGGCAGUAUUAGAUGUGAAAUCCGCGCCAGCGAAAAAGACGUGCAGAAAUAUCUCAUUGGGAAAUUGCAAACAUUCCCAUCAUUAGGCUUGAAUGGAUAUUAUCUUCGAGAGGAGAUUAAAAGCAGAAUCACGAUGGCAGCUGACGGAAUGUUUCUCCUUGCACAACUCUAUAUGGAUUCUUUGGCCUACAAGACAACACCUAAGGAGAUAAUGAUUGCACUAAAAGACUUGGAGAGGGAAUCACAGACACAAAAUGACGACAAGAAAUCCAGAGCAUUGGAUUAUGCCUAUAUACGAGCCAUGGGACGAAUUAAUGCCCAGAGGGGAGAAUAUCAAAGGCUUGCCAACCAGGUCUUAUCAUGGAUCACAUGCGCCAAGAGACCUCUACUCGCUUCAGAGCUGCAACACGCCCUAGCUGUCGAGAUUGGCAAGCAUAAUCUCGAUAAAGAUAAUAUCACACCAGUCGAAAUAAUGAUUUCAGUAUGCGCUGGCUUGGUCAUUGUUGACGAACAAAGCGAGAUUAUCCGGUUGGUCCACCACACAGCACAGGAGUACUUCCAGCGGACCCAGAAUUCCUGGUUCCCUAAUGCCCAGACGGAUAUUACAAAGAGGUGUAUUACUUAUCUGUCGUUCGACAAUUUCGAAGCUGCCUUCUGUCUCGCAGGUGAUGAGUUUAAGGCGAUGUUGAAGUCUAACGUUCUCUAUGACUAUGCUGCGGGAAACUGGGGCGAGCAUGCCCGCAUGUGUUCAGCGGAAGACGUGAAUCUCAUGAUUCUUGACUUUCUUGAAAAUGAGACUAAGGUGUUUGCCUGUAGCCGGGCAAUGAUGGUGCCUGACAUCUACGUGGACCACAAUCAGAGACGCCAAAAACGAGCAAAAGGACUCCACCUCGCUGCAUACUUCGGACUAGUAGAAUCAAUAGCUGUCUUGCUCAAGGGCAAGCAUGACGCAAACACUAAGGACACAUAUGGCCGGACACCGCUAUCAUGGGCUGCAUGGAAGGGGCAGGAGGCCGCAGCGAAGCUACUACUAGAGAAUGGUGCUGAACUUUAUUCUAAGGAUAAACAUUCACGGACACCAUUGUCGUGGGCAGCAGAUAUGGGGAAUAAAGCAGUGGUAAAGCUGCUGCUAGAAAAUGGAGCUGAUAAUUUGGAGUCUACGGAUAAAUAUCACCAGACACCGCUGUCAUUGGCUGCUCAGAAUGGGAAUGAAGAAGUAGUAAAGAUGCUACUGGAUAAGGGCGCCUACCUUGAAACAAAAGCUUCACUUGAUAUGACACCACUAUUAUACGCUGCAUGGAAUGGGCUUGAAGGAGUUGUGAAGUUGCUGCUAGAUAAUGGUGCUAAUAUUGAGUAUAAGGACCAAUAUGGUCGAACGUCGCUAUGGUUGGGUGUAAGGAUGCGACGUGAGGCGGUGGUAAAGCUGCUGUUGGACAAAGGGGUCAACAUCGAAUCAAGGGAUAAGGACUAUAACGAAACGCCAUUGUCGUGGACUGCAAGGGAGGGACACGAGGCAUUGAUGAAAUUCCUGUUGGACAACGGCGCCAACAUCGAGACAAAGGACAAGAAGUAUGGCCGGACGCCGCUAUCAUGGGCGGCAGAGAAUGGGCAUGAGGGGGUUGCGAAGUUACUGCUGGAUAAUGGUGCUGACCUUGAGUCUAAGGACAGGGAAUAUGGCCAGACUCCGCUAUCAUGGGCUUCGGAGAAUGGGCAUCCGGCCGUAGUAAAGCUACUUGUUGAUAAAGGUGCUGAUCUUGAGUCUAAGGACAGGGAGUAUGGUCGGGCACCACUAUCAUGGGCUGCGGAGAAUGGACAUCAGGAGGUAGUGAAGCUACUUGUUGAUAAAGGCGCUGACCUUGAGUCUAAGGACAAACUGUUUGGCCAGACGACACUUUCGUGGGCUGCACAGAAGGGGAAUGAGGCAGUAGUAAAUCUAUUGUUGGGCAAGGGUGCCAAUCUCGAGUCUAAAGACGAACAGGGCUGGACACCGCUAUCAUUAGCUGCCGGAAAUAAGCACAAGGAAGUAGCGGAGCUGCUGCUGGGUAAUGGUGCUGACGUUGAGUCAAAGGAUAAAAACGGGCGCACCCCGUUAUCAUGGGCCGCAGAGAGUGGGCAUAUGGAAUUGGUAAAGCUGCUGUUAGAUAAUAGUGCCGAUGGUGAGGCGAAGGAUGAUUAUGGCCAGACAUCAUCAUCAUGGGCUGCAGAAAGUGGGCAUAUGGAAGUGGUGAAGCUGCUGCUGGAUAAUGGUGCUGAUGUUGAGUCUGUACAGUCAGAUGCCACAGUCGUUGGAUGCGAAUAA
Messenger RNA from Talaromyces rugulosus, 3999 nucleotides. RefSeq lists its product as uncharacterized. Gene Ontology annotation, molecular function: catalytic activity; protein binding. Gene Ontology annotation, biological process: nucleoside metabolic process. Bases 1 to 3999 code for a protein of 1332 amino acids. The record is from RefSeq and is a predicted model, not a curated record. Lineage: Eukaryota; Fungi; Ascomycota; Eurotiomycetes; Eurotiales; Trichocomaceae. The transcript has 3 exons.